CCAAGGUUAUCACACCUGCUCGCCUACCAUGUCUCCCCGAGAGGACUUUGAUACGUUAUUUAAAUCUAGGACGAGUACCUCACCGUGGCAAGUUUCGUUCUUGCGAGGAUGGGGAAAUGGUUCUUCAAUAGCGUUUCGUGCGCUUUUUUGCCCACAUACUUAGUCUAUUGAUCGGAGGCGGGCCAAAAGUCAACUAUCGACUGUCAUAUAGCUUCAACCUAAGCUCCCGCCUCUUACUCGUAAACGAAGCAUCUUAUUGGUUUUUUUUUAUGUUUCCUUUUCGGCCGAGUCGAGAUGAAUCAGAAUGUCGUGGUCCCGAAGCUCCCGGCCGAGAAUGGUGUUCAUGUGUGGAGGACGGCGGUGAUUAUGCCAUUCAUAACCUUCGUUUUCGUGGCCGCUAGGUUCUAUUGUCGAACCUAUGUUGUGAGGAGAUCAUGGGCUCUCGAUGACUACGUCGUCGCGGCGACGAUGGUUGCCAUCAUUAUUCACGCAGUACUAAUGGGCAUCGCGACGUAUCAUGGUAUGGGUUUACACAUAUGGCAAUUUACGCCAGAGCUUAAUUCGCAAUAUUACCUCUGGAUCGGCAUCUCUUCUGAGUUUUACGUGUUAAGCCUAGCCGGAUUCAAGAGUUCGUUACUUCUGCUAUACUUACAGCUCUUCGGCGUCCACCGCAAGUUUAGGAUAGCGUGCUACAUCACUUUAUUUUACACGCUCGGAUAUCUGACAUGCAACGCUCUCACCCAAUUCUUGGGCUGCCAUCCGAUCGCGAAGACUUGGCAGUCAAACUUACCGGGCCAUUGUAUAAACACCAUCGCGGCGAACAUCGCGUAUGGAGCUGGACACAUGACAAGCGACCUUAUCAUCGCCAUCCUUCCCAUAGUAAUGGUGUGGAAGUUACAGUUUCCGACAACCAAGCAGAAAAUUGGACUCAGUCUCGCUCUGAGCAGCGGGUUUAUAGCUUGGGCAGUCGCUUGCGUGAGAUGGGCCAUCUCGACCUACAACCAAACAAUCUAUGAUCGGCCUUGGUGGGCUGGUAUUAGUUUCGCUUUCUCAAUAAUAGAGGUCAACACAGGCCUCAUCUGCGCGUGCGCAGCAACAUUUAGCCCAUUGUUCAACGUCUUCACCACACGAGUUAGGAAUUGGACCAAUCGAGCGUCGAUAAGUUGGCACAACCAUUCCCGAAAGGCAUCAGUCAGCUGGCGCAACUCCCGAAAUGAGAAAGAUAACCCGUCCUGGAGAGCAAUAACCAUCCCCGACGAUUCCGAACCGCCGGCGCCGCCGCAACCUGAGCAUACCUUACGAAUGUCGAACGAUAGUUUGGAAGGCAGCGAAUUCAGUCUGGAGCCGAUUACCACGGCGAACGCGAUGCCGGCCGCCAGUCCGGAUGACGAAUUCGCUUACUACGAUCUCCAGGGUUUACAGGCUCUCCAUUCUGGCAAUCGGGGGAUGGCAUGACAGGCUCAUAGUUCGGACGGCUUAAAUAAUUCAAUUCGUUGAGCGAUUCCUCACGCCAUUAUCGAAAGAGACCGGGCGCGUCAUAACAGCAAGUCAUAA
Annulohypoxylon truncatum is the source of this 1554-nucleotide messenger RNA. RefSeq lists its product as uncharacterized. The transcript is spliced from 3 exons. The record is from RefSeq and is a predicted model, not a curated record. Lineage: Eukaryota; Fungi; Ascomycota; Sordariomycetes; Xylariales; Hypoxylaceae. Bases 295 to 1455 code for a protein of 386 amino acids.